UAUCGAUCAAAACCGUAACACUAAAUAGCAGCCGUUGCCACUCCAUAAAACCCUAGUUCCUCUUACUUAUAUAAUUCUCCUUCACAGUCUUGUUUUCUCUUCUCUUAGCACUUGAUCUCAGACGCCAACAAGCCGGUAUCUGGAGCUUACUUUGAAUUUUUUUUCAUUAUUACUACAGAGAUGGGUGAAGAAGCUAAAGUAGUGAUCCCAGAGUCAGUAUUGAAGAAACAGAAGAGGAAUGAGGAAUGGGCUCUUGCAAAGAAGCAGGAGCUUGAAGCUACCAAAAAGAAGAAUGCUGAGAACAGGAAGUUGAUCUUCAACAGGGCAAAACUUUAUGCAAAGGAGUAUGCAGAGCAGGAAAAGGAGCUAAUUCAAUUGAAGCGUGAAGCUAAAUUGAAGGGAGGCUUUUACGUUGACCCUGAAGCUAAGCUUUUGUUUAUUGUUCGCAUUCGUGGUAUCAAUGCCAUGCACCCAAAGACGAGGAAGAUCUUGCAGCUCUUGCGUCUGAGACAGAUCUUCAAUGGAGUUUUUCUUAAAGUGAACAAAGCAACAGUGAACAUGCUUCACAGGGUUGAACCUUAUGUGACUUAUGGAUAUCCCAAUUUGAAGAGUGUUAGGGAAUUGAUUUACAAGAGGGGAUAUGGUAAGCUGAACAAGCAGAGAAUUGCAUUGACUGAUAACUCAAUCGUCGAGCAGGCUCUUGGCAAGUUUGGAAUUAUCUGCAUGGAAGACCUGAUCCAUGAGAUUAUGACAGUUGGACCUCACUUUAAGGAGGCUAACAACUUCCUAUGGCCAUUUAAGCUAAAGGCACCUUUGGGUGGUUUGAAGAAGAAGAGGAACCACUAUGUUGAAGGAGGUGAUGCUGGUAAUAGGGAGAAUUACAUCAAUGAACUCAUCAGAAGAAUGAAUUAGGCUUUUUCAUGUUUUAUCAUUUAGAGUUCUUGAGGUGUUUGUUUUAUUAUCUUCAAAGUUCUUUUGGUUCCUUACUGGUAAUGUACCAAUCAGAUUUUGAAUCUCUUGUCAUUGAGUUGAACGCAGGUUUUUUGGACAAUGGUACUUGUGAUGCUAUUGAAAAUUUUAUUUUAUUUUGAAA
Messenger RNA from Mangifera indica (mango), 1093 nucleotides. Its product is annotated as 60S ribosomal protein L7-2-like. The record is from RefSeq and is a predicted model, not a curated record. Gene Ontology annotation, molecular function: structural constituent of ribosome; RNA binding. Gene Ontology annotation, biological process: maturation of LSU-rRNA from tricistronic rRNA transcript (SSU-rRNA, 5.8S rRNA, LSU-rRNA). Gene Ontology annotation, cellular component: cytosolic large ribosomal subunit. The transcript has 7 exons. Bases 181 to 912 code for a protein of 243 amino acids. NCBI's taxonomy places the organism in Eukaryota, Viridiplantae, Streptophyta, Magnoliopsida, Sapindales, Anacardiaceae.